AUGCUGAUAUGGCUGCGGUUAUCAAUCUAUAUACAAUGGAAAUCGACGUGGGCAGACGGUGUGCACUUCGUGAUCAGAUGCAGACGUGCACGCUGUGCCAGGCUGGACAAGCAUUUCAGUAGAGCUGGGCGGGGGUGGGGCAUGCGUCGAUCGACCAAGGAGUCCCGUCGGCUCGUAGAGGCUCGCUACAUUCCCCACCGAGGCCACCACCAGGCCCUCUUUGGGCAAUCAGAAGGUGAGGAUUGUGUCAGUCAGGAGACUUGCGCGAUUGACCAGGUGCUGGAGCUCGCGCCGUCUCUCCCCGCGCCUGCACCACUGACGGAGCAGGGCCUGCCACCUCACUCCCCACAGGUGAUUCCACAAACUUAG
Molecule: messenger RNA, 369 nt
Organism: Auxenochlorella protothecoides
Lineage: Eukaryota; Viridiplantae; Chlorophyta; Trebouxiophyceae; Chlorellales; Chlorellaceae
Exons: 1
Coding region: 1-369 (122 amino acids)
Source: RefSeq, a predicted model, not a curated record